AUGGAUUUCAAUAACAAAGUAGUCAUUAUAACCGGUGCAAGUGCAGGCAUUGGAGCUGAUGCAGCAAUUUUCUUCGCUAAACAUUCGGCAACAGUUGUGUUAGUCGGAAGAAAUGAAGGGUCUUUGAUAAACAUUUCAAAGAAAUGUGAGGAAGCCAAAGGCAUUGCACCGCUAGUUAUCAAAGCAGAGCUAACAGAUGACGACGAUGUGAAAGGGAUAGUGUCAAAAACAAUAGAGCGAUUUGGUCGUAUAGAUGUUCUUGUAAACAAUGCAGGUGUUGGAGUUCGAGGUGGCAUUCGUGAUGGUGUGGAAAAACUCGAUCGCGCUAUGGCCACUAAUGUCCGAUCAGCUUACUUGCUGACAAGCCUAGCCACACCAUAUCUCAUCCAAUCAAAAGGAAAUGUCGUCAAUAUUUCCAGCGUCGCUGCUUUCAAACCGAUAAAAGAUGUUCAAUUCUUGCCCUACUGCAUGUCGAAAGCUGCACUUGAUCAAUUCACUAGAUGUGUUGCUUUAGAACUGGGGCCAGAAGGUGUCCGUGUUAAUUCAGUGAACCCGGGUGGUACGAAGACUAAUUUUGCAGAAACUGCUGGAUUCAGCAUGGAGCAAACUCAGAAGUUAUACGAAAGUCGAGAAAAAAUUUUUCCACUUCGUAAAAUGGCACUUAGUGAAGAAGUAGCUGACCUUAUCCUUUAUCUAGCUAGCGACCGCGCUUCUAGUAUAACUGGUGCUACUUUUAUAAUAGAUAAUGGUGAAAUAUUAAUG
Molecule: messenger RNA, 762 nt
Organism: Iphiclides podalirius (scarce swallowtail)
Lineage: Eukaryota; Metazoa; Arthropoda; Insecta; Lepidoptera; Papilionidae
Source: the annotation of a GenBank genome assembly